Molecule: messenger RNA, 2641 nt
Organism: Esox lucius (northern pike)
Lineage: Eukaryota; Metazoa; Chordata; Actinopteri; Esociformes; Esocidae
Gene: ercc2
Product: excision repair cross-complementation group 2
Exons: 23
Coding region: 194-2476 (760 amino acids)
Biological process (GO): nucleotide-excision repair; positive regulation of mitotic recombination; transcription by RNA polymerase II
Cellular component (GO): nucleus
Molecular function (GO): ATP binding; hydrolase activity, acting on acid anhydrides, in phosphorus-containing anhydrides; DNA helicase activity
Source: RefSeq, a predicted model, not a curated record
CGUUUGUCAGAUGACGUGCGGGCCGUGUAACCAGCAAGCUUUAUAUGUAACCAUUUAGACGGAAACAAAUGUAUGUAACACUAGCAAGCUGUAUUGGUUUACCAAUAAGUUGACUGUCUAAUGCUAUUCAUUGCGAAUAAAGUAAAUAAGUGACAGCCCGAAAAAAGCAUCUGUUGCAAGAUAUCCUAACGAAAUGAAGCUCAACAUCGAAGGGUUGUUAGUUUAUUUCCCAUAUGACUACAUUUAUCCAGAACAAUAUUCCUACAUGCUGGAGCUCAAGAGGACCCUGGAUGCCAAAGGACAUGGAGUUCUGGAGAUGCCGUCAGGAACCGGGAAAACAAUCUCUCUUCUAUCGCUGAUCGUUGCUUAUCAGCGGGCAUAUCCCCUCGAAGUCACCAAGCUAAUCUAUUGCUCCCGAACUGUUCCUGAGAUAGAGAAGGUGGUGGAGGAAUUGAGGAAGCUUAUGGAGUACUAUUCCAAGGAGGCAGGAGAGAAGAACAACUUCCUGGCUCUGGCACUUUCCUCUCGGAAAAACCUGUGUGUUCACCCCGAGGUGAGCUCCUUACGCUUUGGAAAGGAAGUGGAUGGGAAAUGUCACAGCCUGACGGCGUCCUACAUCCGCGCUCAACGGCACAGCAACCCAAGCCUGCCUUCGUGCCGCUUUUACGAGGAAUUUGAUGCUCUGGGAAGGCAGGUGCCCCUCCCCGCUGGAGUCUACAAUCUGGAUGAUCUAAAGGACUUUGGGAGGAGAAAAGGCUGGUGCCCCUACUACCUGGCACGCUAUUCGAUCGUUCAUGCCAACAUCAUAGUUUAUAGUUACCACUACCUCCUGGACCCGAAGAUUGCAGAUCUGGUCUCCAAGGAGCUUGCCAAGAAAUCAGUGGUUGUUUUUGAUGAAGCGCAUAACAUUGAUAACGUGUGCAUCGACUCCAUGAGUGUCAACAUCACCAGGAGGACGUUGGAUCGUAGCCAGGCCAACGUGGAGACCCUUCAGAGCACUAUUCUCAAGAUCAAGGAGACUGACGCUGCCAAACUAAAAGAGGAGUACAGACGAUUGGUGGAGGGACUGAAGGAGGCCAACGUUGCCAGGGAGACUGACAUCUACAUGUCCAAUCCCGUGCUGCCGGAUGAGGUCCUUCAAGAGGCUGUUCCGGGCAGUAUCCGCACGGCAGAGCACUUCGUUGGCUUCAUGAAGCGUUUCCUGGAGUACCUGAAGGCGCGGCUGAGGAUUCACCACGUGGUACAGGAGAGCGCUCCCCAGUUCCUCAAGGACAUCUCUGAGAAGGUCUGCAUUGACCGCAAGCCCCUCAGAUUUUGUGCUGAGAGGUUGCGUUCGUUGCUGAGGACACUGGAGAUCGCAGACAUCGCAGACUUCUCGGCCAUAACCCUCAUCUCUAACUUUGCCACUCUGGUCAGCACGUACAGCAAAGGCUUCACCAUCAUCAUCGAACCGUUUGAAGACAGAACACCCACCAUUGCUAACCCCGUUCUCCACUUCAGCUGUAUGGACCCUUCCAUUGCAAUCAAGCCUGUGUUUGAGCGAUUCCAGUCCGUCAUCAUUACAUCAGGGACCCUUUCUCCUUUGGACAUAUACCCCCGAAUCCUGGACUUCCACCCGGUCACCACGGCGUCCUUCACCAUGACACUGGCACGCACCUGCCUUUGCCCUCUGGUGGUGGGGAGGGGGAACGACCAGGUGGCCAUGACCUCGAAGUUUGAGACACGUGAAGAUUUUGCGGUCAUCCGUAACUAUGGCAACCUGCUGCUGGAGAUGUCUGCGAUUGUGCCUGACGGUAUUGUGGCGUUCUUCACCAGCUACAUCUACAUGGAGAAUAUAGUGGCUUCGUGGUAUGAACAGGGCAUCUUGGAGAAUGUCCAGAGGAACAAGCUGAUCUUCAUAGAGACCCCAGACGCUGCAGAGACCAGCAUGGCUCUGGAGAAAUACCAGGAGGCCUGUGAGAACGGCAGAGGGGCCAUUCUGUUGUCUGUGGCCAGGGGGAAAGUGUCCGAGGGGAUCGACUUCGUCCACCACUUUGGCCGUGCGGUGAUCAUGUUCGGAGUGCCUUAUGUCUACACGCAGAGCCGCAUCCUGAAGGCCCGUCUUGAGUACCUGCGGGACCAGUUCCAGAUCAGGGAGAAUGACUUCCUGACCUUCGACGCCAUGCGGCACGCAGCCCAGUGCGUGGGCCGCGCCAUCAGAGGCAAGACGGACUACGGAUUGAUGAUCUUUGCAGACAAGCGCUACGCACGGGCGGACAAGCGAGGUAAGCUGCCUCGGUGGAUCCAGGAGCACCUCACCGACGGCAGCCUCAACCUGACCAUCGACGAGACGGUGCAGCUGUCCAAACACUUCCUGCGCCAGAUGGCCCAGCCCUUCAAACAGGAGGACCAGUUGGGGCUGUCUCUGCUGACCCUGGAGCAGCUACAAUCAGAGGAGAUGCUGCAGAAGAUUGCACAGAUUGCUCACCAGGUCUGAGAGGAAGGGAAACUCUCCAGUCUAUUGGUGAAAGCUACCUCUGUCGUACACACGGACUCUGUUCAAAGUUUCAAUACUGUCUUACUGUACAUAGAACGUGUUUUUAUGAGAACUAAUAUUUUGUUUGUGUGUGCCAGACCAAUAAAAUCUUUACAAUUUGUACUA